AUGCCGUCGUUUGUCAAAAAAAGCAGCAAGAAACAGUCUCCCUCAACCACUGAAGGAAUAUGGGAUAAUUUUAAAGAUUCGGACAUUGAAGGCAGUGACGAUGACGAUGAUUUUGAAAACAAUUCGGAAAAGUCCCAAACUAAGCGCAUUCGUGCGGGAAACGCAUUUCUUUCUGUUGAAGACGAACCGUUUGUGGAAGGCGAGUCCGACGAAGAGGAUGACAAUCAGUGGAACUUUACAGAAAAAAAAGAUGUGAAAUGGCGCCAUGGUAGCAUUCAGGAAAAAGAUUUCGGAUACAAACGAAUUUACGACGACGAUACGGCCGAACAAUAUUUUUCACCUUUGACAUACUUCAUGAAGUAUGUUCCAGAGGUCUUGCUUGAUGAGAUGGUCACAUUCACCAAUACCUAUGCGGAACAAAACAAAACGAAGAAGUGGAGACCCACUAACAACCUGGAAAUAAAACAAUUCAUCGGACUUCAAAUCAUGAUGGGAAAUUUGAAGCUCCCGCGCAUCGAAAUGUAUUAUGGAGACGAGCUACAAUACAGUGACAUGAAGAAAAAGGGGCGUGGAAGUUCUGAAGAAGUGGUCAGCGCAGAUGGAUCGGUAACAUGUGUGAAAUGGUUCGACAACAAAUGUGUGUCGUUGGCAUCAAACUACGUUGGAGUGGGACAAGUCGAUACAGCACAUCGAUACGAUAAGACUACGCAACAAAAAGUAAACAUCAAUCGGCCACAGAUAGUCCGAGACUAUAACAUCAAUAUGGGAGGCGUUGAUCUGAUGAAUCAGAUGAACGAAUCCCGUCGAUCGAAUCAAUUGUCUUACUACAAAAGACGAGCAAAGUCGUUGCAGGAAAAAGUCAAGACAAAUAAAUUAACUGAUGCAACAGUGCUCAGUUAUUUGAAAACGAAAUUCAACGACCAAUUGUUAGAAUUCGUCAAAAUGCAGCUGAAGAACUGUGGACGGUCAAAACAUGGAAGACGCUAUUCGCCUAAGCAGAAAAGCCUUUGUUUAGCCAUGUAUAAGAAAGGACCAAAAAGCUAUCGGUUCAAUGAAACAUGGUGCUGCUUGCCAACAAGACGAACAUUGGGCAGAUACAGUGCACAGCUAAUUUUCCAAUCUGGAGUGGACUAUAAAGUAUUGGCUGCAAUGAAAAGUAUCGUUUUGGACUGGCCCCACAAAGACAAAUUUUGUACAUUCGGAUGGGAUGAGGUGUCGUUGAACGCACACCUGGACUACUGCCAAUCGCUAGACAAAAUAGAAGGUUUUGUUGAAAUGGGGCGAGCGAAUAAGCCAAUUUUCGCCACACACUCUUUGACCUUUAUGGUAAGAGGAAUUGAGGUGCCAUACAAGCAAUCCAUCGGAUACUUCUACACAAACGGAUUGAAGUCGUUCGAAUUGGCUGAGCUCAUUAAGUUAAUGAUUGGAAGAGUGCAAAUCAUAGGACUGAUGCCGAUCUUGUCCGUAUGCGAUACAUGCAGCACAAACGCAACCGCGGUCAACGUCCUGGUAUAUCCCAAUACUCACCAAACCAAACAAAGUGGAGACUUGCUGCAGUACAAAAUAAACGGACAACUCAUCACUCAUACAUACGACCCAUCACAUCUGAUAAAGGUGGUGCGAAACAAUUUACAGACCAAGAAUUUGGCGCACUUUGUAACCGAUCGAUGGACACCCGGCUUAAAAGAAUUCGAAGAGAAACUGCAAAUCGCAGCUUGGAAUGACAUCGAUAAACUUUAUCGCAAAGAUGUUCUUUCCCCACAACGCUUGGCGGAGGCAUUGUCUGAAGAGCACUUGAAUCCCAACAAGCUAAAAAUGAAGGUUUCAAUUGCGACUCAAGUAUUCAGUAACACUUGUGGAUUAGCCAUGAUGCAAUACGUAGAACGUGGAAUUCUGCAGAAAGAUGUUGUCAGCACCGCGAAUUUCAUUUUUUUCAUGAAUGAUCUUUUCGACAGCAUAAAUGGAUCCAAUAAUCAUCCUGGCAAUUCCCUCAAAAGUGCUGUUACACCAAACUCGUUGCACUUUGAAUUUUGGGAAUAUGCAUUGAUAAUGCUUGAAAAUAUGUUCUAUGUGGACAAAAUUGAUGGCGAAAGAAAUGACCGUUCAUCUGUGUUGAAAAAAUUUGAGUCUACAAUUCGCGGAUAUCAAGAAGUUGCGAAGACGUGUUUCAAGGCCAACAUCCCGAAACUUAAUAUUAGAGACACGACUCAGGACGGCCUAGAAAAUUUUUUUGGUUGCAUUAAGUCGUGCAAUUAUAGUAAUACAACGACAGCCAGCCAGUACAGAACUGGCUACACGACGAUGGUGAUCAAUAACAUAACCGGUACAAAUUCGCUGUACUCCAACUGUCAGCCUGAUGAUUCGGAAUCUAUUCUUACAAACAUUCAUGAGUUCAUUUCGGUGUGUCAGGAGCAACCACAUGACCCAGUCUAUGUGUCUUAUCCUGAACCGAAACCAUUAGGCUGUGCCGAUGAAAAUUUCAUCGUGGAAUCUGAAUCGGAAACGGACGAAUUUGAAUCAAUGAUUUCUUUUGAUCUGGAAGUGGAAGACGAUAAUACUUCCUCGAUUAUCCAGUACAUUCAAUCGGAAGCAGACGACUCGAUUAAUCAACACCAUCAAUUUCUUGAAACGAAUUCAAAUAUGUCUCAACUGAAAGUCAUUUCAAAAAUUUCAUUUUAA
This is a messenger RNA of Bradysia coprophila, 2679 nucleotides long. RefSeq lists its product as uncharacterized. The record is from RefSeq and is a predicted model, not a curated record. Lineage: Eukaryota; Metazoa; Arthropoda; Insecta; Diptera; Sciaridae.